Molecule: messenger RNA, 1209 nt
Organism: Trypanosoma conorhini
Lineage: Eukaryota; Euglenozoa; Kinetoplastea; Trypanosomatida; Trypanosomatidae
Exons: 1
Coding region: 1-1209 (402 amino acids)
Biological process (GO): regulation of transcription by RNA polymerase II
Cellular component (GO): nucleus
Molecular function (GO): transcription cis-regulatory region binding
Source: RefSeq, a predicted model, not a curated record
AUGGAGCCUCGGUUGUCGCAGGCCGCACUGGCGAGAGACCGGGGCGAGCGGGGAGGAGCGCAAGGGGCGGAGACGACGGCUUUUGGGGUGCGGGAGGCGGCUGUCGGGCCGCUGCUGUCCACUAGGCGCACGUGGCUUGAAAGCUCGCCCUCGCCGUCGAAGUCCCAGUUUUGCUUCCCAAGCAACCGAUCCAGCGCCAGCACCGCCCCACCGAACGGGUCUGCAUCGCCUCUUAACGCCACACCGGUAGCGCACCAAAGCGAGUCUGUGGGAGGAGCGGAAGCGAUGCGAAACGAGCUCAUCCGCCUCUACGACCGCAACGCGGAGCUUAGGGAACAAGUAAAGAAUUUGCAGGCUUGUUUUCGUCGUAGAAGCACGGUGCUGAGCAAUGAGAGUGAGCAGAAGUGGCGCACGUACAGUGCAGAGUUGGAGGAUGCCCUUGCGGUGGAGCGGCUUCAAUGCAAAGAGAAGGAAAAAACCAUUGCCGCCCUGCGGGAGGAGUUAUCCGCGGCCAAGCAGACAAUGUUGUACCUCUCCAAGUGGCAGGGGGGCUUCCCGAAAGAAGAAACUGGUAGUUUUCUCAAGGAGCAGCUAUUGCAUGAGAAGGGCCACUCUAGCUUAUUGCUAAGCCCUGCUGGCCCCCGGCUUGUAGAACAGGAGGAAAUGGCCGCGCUGAAAGCCGAUCUGCGUCUACAACAGCAACAGCAACAACAACAACAACAACAACAACAACAACAACAACAACAACAACAGCAUAGAGGUCAAAGCUGUAACAGUCGUCUUUUGGAAGGGCGAGGGGCAAUGCAAAGCACUUCUUGUAGUCACAGUACUUCGUUGUGCUCUCAAACGCCGAACAGUUCCUUCAGUACCGACAACGGCAUUAGAAAGGGGACGGUGGUAACGGGGUUGCACAGGUCUCAGCGGCACCCCGCGUCAGCUGCACUGGAUGCAUCUGAGCAGCGGGCAACACUGUCGAAGAGCACAGCGUACACGCCGCCGACGUCCUCGACUCGGGUGUUCGUUCCAAGAACGUUGGCGGAGAUCAGUGCAUUCGCGGCGGCGUCGCCACCCAAGACGGCGGCUGAGCCGUGGUACGAUGAGGAGGAGCUGAGGGAGGUCGUGUCUCUUUCGCGGGCCUCGAGGCUAAGGGUGGCGACGUAUCCACGACGCUUCCUGCGCCAGGGUCACGUAAGGACCUUGUCGCAAUAA